Molecule: messenger RNA, 1540 nt
Organism: Hordeum vulgare subsp. vulgare (domesticated barley)
Lineage: Eukaryota; Viridiplantae; Streptophyta; Magnoliopsida; Poales; Poaceae
Product: transcription factor bHLH18-like
Exons: 3
Coding region: 16-1275 (419 amino acids)
Molecular function (GO): protein dimerization activity
Source: RefSeq, a predicted model, not a curated record
UAAAUACAUGGAGAAAUGCAUAAAAGCGUGAGGGUGGAUUGGGACAGGACGCACCCAAACCGAAUCUCAGCUGAUUUUGGAUGGCGCUUGCUCCGUGAAGUAGAGUACGUCUCCAUGCAAUCAAUCUUUUGGUCGCUGGGAUCUCCGUCUUCCUCUCACCAGGCAUUCGAUCCGAUGUAUCAGCUGGAGGCCAUGGACGACUCCAGCUUGUUCAUGCAGUGGGCCGUCGACACGCUGCAGCACGAGCACCCGCCAGCCCCCGCUGCUGCCUACGCCGGCGGCGGCACCUUCCCGUCACUCGAAGAGCUCCGCCGCUCGGCGCUGCAGCACGGCACGGCACAGGACGGCCACCGUCACUUGGCCGCCGACAGCUGGAGCUCCGGCGACAGCGCCGGGGGCGGCCACGAAAACACGUCCGCCGCCGUCGUGGAGAACGACGUCUGGUCGUCCAACUCGGCCAAGUGCGCGACGGCCUGCAGCGUCGGCAGCAGCAACCACCUGCCGAUGAGCUGGAACUUCACCUCGGCCCUGGCGCAGCCGAGCAACGAAGCCCCCGCCGCCGCCGCUCCUCCCUCUGGAGCGCACGACGGCCCCGGCGUGACGGUGCCGGAGCAGGCCCACGUGUCGGCGCCGACGUCGAGGAGAGCCUCCGCCGCCAAGGGCGCCGCCAGGGCAGCUGGGCACACGCCGUACGCGCAGGACCACAUCAUGGCGGAGCGGAAGCGCCGGGAGAAGAUCAACCGGCGGUUCAUCGAGCUCUCCACCGUCAUCCCCGGCCUCAAGAAGAUGGACAAGGCGACGAUCCUCUCCGACGCCGUCAAGUACGUCAAGGAGCAGCAGGAGAAGCUCAAGGCGCUCGAGGACCGCAGCCUCAGGAGCGUCGCCGUCGAGUCGGUGGUGCUCGUCAAGAAGAAGUCGCGCACCGCCGCGGCCGCGCCGGAAGACGACUGCCCGUCACCGUCUGCAGGGGCGGUAGCUGUAAGCACGACGACGACUACGACGACCGGCGGCAGCGCGCUGCCGGAGAUCGAGGCGAGGAUCACGGAGAGCAACGUGAUGGUGAGGAUCCACUGCGAGGACUCCAAGGGGGUGCUUGUCAGGCUGCUCGCCGAGGUCGAGGGGCUGCACCUGAGCAUCACCCACGCCAAUGCCAUCCAGUUCCCGGCUUGCACUGUCAUCAUCACCGUCAUGGCCAAGGUGGACGACGGGUUCAGCGUCACGGCGGAGGACAUCAUUGCCAAGGUCGAGGCGGCGUUGCCUGCACCCACGUCAUAGGGCCGGGAUAACAAUGCUCCUCCGGCAGAGAUCGAUGAGAUCGAGGUUCAAGAACACAUGGAGCCAUUAAAAACAAAGUAGGAGUAGAGAAACACAUGUACUCCUACCCUACACAUGCUGGCAGAGUGUUCGUCACGGCGAACCUCCGGCAGAGAUGGAUGGACUGUCAAGCCAUCCAAAUAAACUACUUCUCGGCACGCGCGCAUGUUUGAUUCAACGGGUGCGUAUAUCACGCCUUAAAAUGCUUUCCAACUUUCGGGACAAA